Molecule: messenger RNA, 876 nt
Organism: Penicillium paradoxum
Lineage: Eukaryota; Fungi; Ascomycota; Eurotiomycetes; Eurotiales; Aspergillaceae
Exons: 3
Coding region: 1-876 (291 amino acids)
Source: RefSeq, a predicted model, not a curated record
AUGGCCAGCUAUUCGGCCAGCUAUUCAAACCCGGAGUCGCUCACGGAGCUCUCCAGCAUAAUAGAGCGGACGCUUAUUGAUACGGGUCGUUUGUUCCGCAAAUCUGGCUCCAUGCCAUCGAGAACCCACCUGCAGCGAUCCCUCCCCUUGUAUCAUGACAGUUUCCAAAAUGCCCUGGAUAAUCUAUCAGAACAGAUUCGCUACCCCCAGCCCAUUGAAGAUGUGGCAAUGAGCGAUGUGAACCAACAGGCUAAGCUGGAAACCCAGCCUUCCCCGGUUGAGAAAAUUGAGAUUGACACAGAAGUUGAGCCUGUGUCCAAAUCAAAAGGAGCUGUCUCUGCGGGUCAGCCAAUUCCCGCACACAUCAAACCCGAGACCCAAUCAGGUGACGAUGUACCUAUCAAAAAUGAUCAGGACAACAAUGCUGCCCCCGACCCAUCUUUCUCUGGGGCCAAUGAAGAUCUCACGUUCGAUUCGGUCCUCAAUGACACUGGCGGUACCAAUGACUUUGGCCUCAGUUUGGACUUUAACGAUGACGAUAUGGGCAAUCAAGCUUUCCUCUCGGGGUCAAAUUUCACAGCUACUGGUAAUGCUGGUGGGGCCGACAAGCUAAACACAACCCAACCCGAGGAGAAUCCUCCAAAUGUCCCUGCUGGAGGUGGAGCAUUUGACGUAGAGUUGCAGAAGACUGAGGGAGAUGAUGGGAACUUCCUACAGGGCAAUUCUGGGGAUGAUUUCAUGGGCCCGGCCGAAUCAAAUUUCGAUGAUCUGUUCAUGGACACUGAUAAUUUCGGAGAGAAUGGUGGGGACUUCAAUCAGCUGGAGGGGGACAGCCUGAUGAAUGUCAAUGAGCUAGAUGAUAAUUGGUUUAACUAA